CUGAUCAUUUUACAGAUCACAUUUCAGCUGUUUGGUGUAGAGGUUCGUGAUUGUUUUGGGUGAAGCAGGAAAGUUUGUUUGGAAGCAGGAGACAGUCCUCAGAGGCUGAACACUGAGGACUCAUGGAUGCUGUGUUUGGACUGCUGCUGCUGCUGCUGCUGGGUGUCUGUCAUGGUGUGGAAACCUCCUGUGAUGGCAGACAGAAUGGAGCUGAAUGUUACGGAGCUCUAGGAGGAACUGUGCUCCUCCGGCUGAUGGAUGAUGCAUCAGAAAUAUAUAUAUAUAAUUUGAAGAAAGAAACAACAGUAAUACUACAUGGGAGGAGGGGAAAUAUUCUGACUGAUCUGACAAAAAGCAGAUUCUCAUUUACUCCUAACAAUGGAACAUUUAGGAUCAAUAACCUGAGUAGAGAUGAUGGUGGACAAUAUAGUAGUACAGCUUAUUUAGAUUCAAGUGGAACAAAUCCAGUGAAGCAGACUCUUCAGUUGAUCAUUCAAGCUCCUGUGUCCUCUGUCCAGCUGGUCCCUGAGUGUCAGUCUCAGGGAGAGAUGAGGGUCUCCUGCUCCUCUGGGGGAGGGGACAGUCCUCAGUACAGCUGGACUCUGGAUGGACAAACACUGACUGGCACUCAGCUCCUCUCUGGAAAUAGUGAGAGUCAGAACAUCACUCUGAAACAAGAUGUGUCUGGGCAACUGAAGUGCACAGUCAGAAACCACAUCAGUAGUGUCCCAGGAGAGGAGAUGAUAUCUACCUGUGGCUUCAAACUCUUUGAGUGCACCUUACUCAAUGGGACCUACAUAUCACAGUGGUUGCGAGCAUCCAAUGAAACUAUGUGUAUUGAGUCAACAACUGAGGGUAAGGAGCCUGACAUCACAGUGACAAAUAAACCCUCUUAUAAUAUCACACCCUCCAACCACACUGGGAAUACCUCUCGUGGAUGGUACAUCAAUAUCUCCCUGCUCAUAUGUGUUCUGGAAGCAGCUGUGUUUUUUCUGAUAAUAAUUGGUAUCUUCCUCUACUUUGCUUGGAGGAAAAAUAAACUACUGAAAGGUGAAGGCUCUGCAGCCCCUGAAGAGGUGGAAUAUGAAAACAAUUCUGUUGUAAUGGUUGAAAUGAGAAGCUCUGCAGCUGAACCUUAACUCUCUGAAACCAAAACCUUUAUGUCACCUUUCACCCGCUGUGACUGGACCGUGUAUCUACAGAGCUGAAAACUUAAGGUUUAGAUUAGAAAUUCUUCUCUGUUUUAUUUUUUGUCAGUUUUAAUUCAUUCAUACUUAAAAAUAAAUCUGUGUGAACAAAGUUUUUAUUUUAUUUGUGUCAUUAAGGUGUUUUUUUUUAUAUUAUCAUACUGUAAUUUUGUGUAACAUUGUGCUCCUUUGAAAAUAUGAUGUCUUUUUAAUAUAUAUAUUGAUGGAAUAUACAGUAAAUACAGUUUUAUUCA
Notolabrus celidotus (New Zealand spotty) is the source of this 1441-nucleotide messenger RNA. RefSeq lists its product as uncharacterized. NCBI's taxonomy places the organism in Eukaryota, Metazoa, Chordata, Actinopteri, Labriformes, Labridae. The record is from RefSeq and is a predicted model, not a curated record. The transcript is spliced from 5 exons. Bases 123 to 1139 code for a protein of 338 amino acids.